AUGAUUGAUCACAGGCAUAUUCAUAUUCACUUUGAUUUGGAAGAAGAUUUUCACUGUUGUUGGAUCAAGGGGUUGUGGUCUUUUGAUCACCACAUACUGAGGGUUCUCAAAUGGACACCACAAUUCAAUCUAGCAUAUGAAUCAUCCAUUGUACCAGCGUGGGUUGCAUUCGGAGCAUUGCCGAUCCACAGAUUUAAUGAAGAAUAUUUGAGAGUAUUGGCUAGCAUCAUAGGAACACCUCUCAAAAUCGAUGUCCUGACUCUGAAUUUAUCAAGGCCAUCUAUUGCUCGUGUAUGUGUGGAAGUUGAUCUACUCCAUGAAUUUCCCAAGAGAAUUCGUGUUGGCACAGAGGAACUUUCAUACUUUCAACCAAUUACAUAUGAGAAUCUUCCAGAAUACUAUUUAGAGUGUGAAAAGGUCGGGCAUGCUUCAAAAGAGUGUCGACAUGGGAAAGCUAGGGUUUCGCAGCCAACAAAUCCGAAGGUAAUUUUGACCAAAAAUGAUAAGCAGACUACCAACACAAAUGUUCACAGCAAUGUCUGGAAACCAAAAGGAAAAAACUCAGAAGGGCCUGUUAUUAUAGAGGAAAUUGGGAUGAAAGCAUCUUCAUCAGAGUUAACAGCGAAAGAAAAAGAGCGGAUUCCGAUUGAUGUGGAAGCCAAAGCGGAGAUAACUGAUGACCGGGCACUUGAAGAGGAGAAUGGGGAGUCUCAAAUUGAAAAGGAGCAGCUUAAUGAAGUACUUAACAGAGAUGAUGACUCAGAAUCAGAACCGGAACAGUACAACAAGGAAACAUCAUUCAGUCAGGAAUCAGGGAAAUUGAACUCAACUGCAUAUGCUCGCGAUGACAAUGCAAUUAGAAUGUAUCAUGAAGCUGGUAUGAACUUCCUUCACGAAUAGUGGUAUUGGAUCAAGAAGGGAAAAGGAAG
Messenger RNA from Oldenlandia corymbosa var. corymbosa, 929 nucleotides. The record is from the annotation of a GenBank genome assembly. NCBI's taxonomy places the organism in Eukaryota, Viridiplantae, Streptophyta, Magnoliopsida, Gentianales, Rubiaceae.